Molecule: messenger RNA, 5212 nt
Organism: Anguilla rostrata (American eel)
Lineage: Eukaryota; Metazoa; Chordata; Actinopteri; Anguilliformes; Anguillidae
Gene: kcna10a
Product: potassium voltage-gated channel, shaker-related subfamily, member 10a
Exons: 2
Coding region: 520-2226 (568 amino acids)
Biological process (GO): potassium ion transmembrane transport; protein homooligomerization
Cellular component (GO): membrane; voltage-gated potassium channel complex
Molecular function (GO): protein binding; delayed rectifier potassium channel activity
Source: RefSeq, a predicted model, not a curated record
UUAAUAGAGAAUCCCAUUUGAAUAUGAAAAGCAGUUUAAGACAGUAGGCUACCUGGUCGUUGAAGCCAAACAGCAGGAUGCUGCUGGAAAUCGGGCGAAUUGGCCGAAUUAAACGUAAUGACGAUGUUGUUGCUAUAUCACAAUCACAUCUGUCCUCUUCCGCUGAUUGCCCGGACAGUCGCUGCCCUGCCUUCUGUCAAUUUCGUAAGCUGGUGAUACCCUGCUUUUCAGUGUGCACCGUGACAUUGCCACGGACGGGAUCUAAAAACUUUCAAGGACAAUACAAGCGAGUAGCCUAUGUGAUGGAUAUGCCACACUCCGUCGAGGUCUGAGGGAGAGAGGAUCCCGAAUUUUGGCAGGGCGUUCUCUCCCGCACCACUGAUUGGGUCACACCUUUAUUAAAGCUUUCUGUCCCUUUUUGGCUUUGUUUUUUUUUGGGGGGGGGGGCGGGGGUGUGGUUCCACCUCAUUCAGCCACCCUGGGCCAGGACGUGGAGCUGUGGCCUACCAAGGGCAGGAGAUGGAGGUAGCGCUGGUCAAUUUCGAGAGUUUGGAUGACGUCAACGUCAACAUGGCCCCAGAUGACCCCGGCGAUCCCAACAGGAUGACCUCCCUCGCCAUGGACACGCCAAGCCAUGGCCUCGGCAAAAACCACCUCCUCGACCUGCAGGAGCUCCCCUCUCACAAGGGGAGGAAGGGGUCGCAGCAGCACAGCCAGACUCCGCCGUCACCCACCAUUCCUUCUCUGGCCAGGAGGGGGCGCCCCAGCUGCGCUAGCCUGAUCUCCAACUGGAAGCUCUUGCUGAACAGCGAGGGGACACAGAGCGAGAGCAUUUACAGCAAGCUGGCUAAGGACUGCUCUGAUGACCUGUUCACGGACAAGCGGGGCUUGGACGAGGGGGACCAGAAGGUGAUCAUCAACAUAGCUGGCCUCCGCUUUGAGACCCAGCUCAAGACCCUAGACCAGUUCCCUGAGACCCUGCUGGGGGACCCCACCAAACGGAUGGACUACUUCGACCCCAUGAGAAAUGAAUACUUCUUUGACCGCAACAGGCCAAGUUUCGAUGGGAUUUUGUACUACUACCAGUCUGGAGGGAAGGUCCGCAGGCCCGCCAAUGUACCCUUGGAUGUUUUCGCCGACGAAAUCAUUUUCUACGAGCUUGGCAACGAGGCCAUGGAGCAGUUCCGUGAGGACGAGGGCUUCAUAAAAGAAGCGGAGGUGCCCUUGCCCACCAGUGACCUUCACCGGCAGUUCUGGCUCCUGUUCGAGUAUCCGGAGAGCUCAAAUGCCGCACGCGGCGUGGCACUGGUGUCGGUGUUUGUCAUCGUUAUCUCCAUCAUAAUCUUCUGCCUGGAGACUCUGCCAGAGUUCCGAGAGGACAUCCUCUCACCUGUUGUCCACCACCUCAACCAAUCCCAGGAGGGCUACACAUCCCUAUCUCCUCCCAGCACCACCCCCAAAUCCAUAGCCACCACUUUCUCUGACCCCUUCUUCAUCAUCGAGUCGGCCUGCAUCUUCUGGUUCUUCUUCGAACUCUGCGUGCGCUUCACGGUGUGCCCGAGCAAGCGGGAGUUCUUCAACAACAUCAUGAACAUCAUCGACAUCAUCUCCAUCAUCCCUUACUUUGUCACCUUAGUAACGGAGCUGGUGACAAAGCCGGACGCCAACUCCAGCCAGAACAUGUCCCUGGCCAUCCUGCGCAUCAUCCGCUUGGUGCGCGUCUUCCGGAUCUUCAAGCUGUCCCGGCACUCCAAAGGGCUUCAGAUCCUGGGCCAGACGCUGAAGGCCAGCAUGAGGGAACUGGGGCUGCUCAUCUUCUUCCUCUUCAUCGGAGUCAUCCUCUUCUCCAGCGCCAUCUACUUUGCUGAGGUAGAUGAGCCCCUAACGCAGUUUGUCAGCAUCCCCGAUGGCUUCUGGUGGGCGGUGGUGACCAUGACGACCGUGGGCUACGGUGACAUGUGCCCCAUCACCAUGGCGGGCAAGAUAGUGGGCACACUGUGCGCCAUUGCCGGCGUGCUGACCAUCGCCCUGCCCGUGCCCGUCAUCGUCUCCAACUUCAACUACUUCUACCACCGCGAGACGGAGGGCGAGGACAAACAACCCACAGCCGACGCGCUGGACGCGAACCUCAAAUCAGGCGCCACCGCCAAGCUGGGUAGCACCACCUCCCUCAACAAAGCUAAUGGCAGCUGGCAGAACGAGAAAUCCAAAAAUGCAGGGUUGUGAACUGAAGCAAGCUGGGAUGCAUUCAACAAGGAUAGCAUUUGUGUAAUUAAAGUAUAUGUGGUUUUGUCUAUUUUUACCUCAGAAAUCAAUCUGGUUGAACACUUGAACAUGCAAGACAGUCCAUCAAUAAGUUUUAAAAUACAUUCAGGAACUUGAACUGAACAAUCUGCCUUUAAACAGGCAGGAGUGAAUUAACUGCCUUAUUUGGAGUAAGUACUGUGAGCUUGAAUCGAGAAAAACUGACCCCAGCCUAAGUAUUGCUUCACUUACAGUAAUACAGGCAUUAUUUAACACAGUGGUAACCAACCCUGUUACUGGAGAUCUACCAUCCUGUUGGUUUCCCCCAAUCUUAACAAAGCACACAUAAUUCAGGAGCUAGAGAGCUUGUUGAGCUUAUAAUCAGUCAGGUGUGCCAAAUUAGGCUUGAAAUUAAAACCUAUGGGAUGGUAAGUCUUCAGGAACAGGUUUGGUUUUGCCAACAGAAACAGUUUUGUUAAAAGAAUAUUUAGAUGUGAAAAUGUAACAUUUAAAUAGACAUCUUGCAACCAUCAUGUAAUUGUAUGGGAUACAUUGUAUCAUAUAUGUAGUUAUCUAUCUGUUUAUUUAUGCAUUAUUUCAUUUAUGUGUUUAUUUAUUCAUUCAUCUCAAUAGUGUGUUACUUCUCUGGUAAAAUCAAUGUUGGUAUGUAUUUGUAAAUUUUAGCCAGGGAAUACUGUGCAAUGACCGUGAUCUAUAAUAACUGCCUAACAAAUGGCAUUCCUGACAAUGUUUAUAAAGAUAAUUCUGCAUUUCGGUAUGAAUGUAAAUUUACAUUCAUCAGCUGACUUAUUAUGUGCAAAUGUAUUAGAAGACAUAUUUCAUAUUUCCAUACAGGUAGUUUAUUUCUUUUUAUUCAUUGAGUGCCUUGAAUUGCUGCUGAUGCUUCAACAUACUUUCCAAGUAUAGACUGCCAUAUCUAGCUUGACUUCUGAUGAAUGGUCCUGUGUAUCUUUGACAGUGCAUUAUCCUUCUACAAUAUUACAAUAUAUAUAUACAUAUUUUUUUACUUAUGAAGAGUGUUUAUCAUAAGGUGUACUGUCCAAUACAAGUUGCACAGAACCUUUUGUAAUAGAAAAUAUUACUAGAUAUUUAUUGUCAACAGAAUGGCUCUCUCUCUCUCCCUCUCUCUAGCGAGCGCCAUUAACCCAAAGGAAUGUUUUUAUUGUUAACGAACAGAGCAAAGGGCACAAAGGCGCCCUGCUAUUUUAAGGACAGCAAUGACAGAGCGACUGAGACAGCCAAAGAGAGGAAUCUUUACAGGGGAUGGCUGGGAAAUACAGCCGCCAAGGUCUUUCAGAACAUGCCGCGCCUUGCUCACCACGGGCAUUCUGGGAAAUGGCUCGGGGCAGCUCCAGCCAUCUCCCCAACCCCUUCCACACACCCAGUCACUCACCUGCCAAUCAAAACAAAGUCUAGUCCCCAAUAGAAAUAAUUAUAUAAAACAACAUAAACAGAAGAGAAAAUGUUAUAUCGUUACUGAAUACUUUUCCCUAUUUUUAAUUGUUUUUAAACAUCCUAUGAUAAGUGUAGACAUUCUUACUAAUAUUUUUUUUAAAAACCCACAAACCAUUUAUUUAGGCAGGACUUGAUGGAAAUACUGCCUCACAUUAGUUUCUAGAGAAUUAGGAAACUGUGGCACAGAGUGACAUUUUAUUUCUUAGUCAGAAUCAAAUAGUGAAUUCUCGCGGAAACAUUUACAAAACGAAAACAUGCAAAAAAUAUAUUAUUUGUUAUUCUCACAGGAGAAAAAAAAUGUUUGCAUGAACUCCACGCCAGGAGUACAGUUUCCUGAAAUUGGGCAGCUAAUUAUGAAGUUGCCAAUUGGCUGGUCGUUCUGCAGAUUAGCCUCAGGCUGUCAAUCGUCCUUAAGAAGCUCCACACUUCUCACUUGCCUUUCACAAGCGGGCAGUGCGUUCACCUGAACAAUGCAGAAAGCACCCAUGGAAAUCAGGAAGCAACAGGAAAAUUCAGAUUCACCCUGCUGGAAUAAGUAUAUUGAGUGGCUACUUUAGUGUUUUCCAAUGCAUACAUCAAAUCCUCUCGAGACUAGGGAUUGUAUGUGAAAUCUAAUACCGUAAUUAGGAAAGCAUGGAUAAUGCAUUUUACACAGCUUUGAUUUCUUUCCCAAAGGUGAUCAAUGAUAUUCAGAAGAUAUUUGGAAAAUGAGAUAAAUGGGCAUUGAAUUGAAAAUGAAACAAAAGUAAUUUGGUGUGCACUAAAAUGUGUUUCAGUGCAUCUCCUGACAUAUUGGCAGAUACAUACUGUACCCUCCAAACCUGCUCCUAGUCAACGCCUUAUUCUGAAUGAAGGUGCAUAUAAAUAUAUUGGAUUUACAGACACAGACACAGACAGACUUGGACUCUGACUCCGACUCGGACAACGAGUCCGAAUCCGACUCGGAAACAGAUUCAGAUAUGGAUACAGACACACACACAGAUUCAGAUUCAGAUAUAGAUACAGACAUAGAUUCAGACUCAGACACAGACACAGAUUCAGAUUCAGAUAUGGAUUCAGACACAGAUUAAGAUUCAGACUCAGAUACAGAUACAGACACAGAUUCAGAUUCAGAUUCAGAUUCAGAUUCAGAUUCAGAUUCAGAUACAGAUUCAGAUUCAGAUACAGAUACACAUAGCAUUGUCUCUGCACACCCCCCACUACAGUUUUACAGUAACAAGGUGUAUGUUAUUACAAAUAGGGUAAUGUAUUCACCACACUCUCUGCGUUGUUACCACGGCCAGCGGUUGGCUAUGGGCAGGGGUGGGCUCAGCCCACCCAAACGUGCGUCUUGGCCACCCAAUCAAAAGUUAAGAAAACUUAACAGCCCACAGCCCGCCUCUGACGGGUUGAAACAGCUAGUGUCUCUGAUGCAGUGCACUGGUGGUUGAUUUAAUUAGCGGUAUUAAUAUGAUGAGAAGCGCUUUGUCACUCUAAUGCAUAACACGCAAUU